Messenger RNA from Symbiodinium sp. CCMP2456, 153 nucleotides. NCBI's taxonomy places the organism in Eukaryota, Dinophyceae, Suessiales, Symbiodiniaceae. The record is from the annotation of a GenBank genome assembly.
GACGAUCUCCCAGUGACACCGUCAGCCUUCGUUAGCCUUCUGGACAGCUGCGUAGCCCAGACGGACCCUCCAGCGUGUUUGCGUGACUGUCGAAAUGUGCCUUUGGAAGGCGAGUUGCUGAAGGCAGCAGCGCGAUUUCAAGCCAGGUGGUGA